ACGCCUGUGACUUUGACGAUUGUAUCUGUGACAGUGAUUCUUGUUCUCAUCUGUGUCAUCAUGGUAUUCAUUUGUAUUCGUAAACGCAAAAGAUCUCGACAGCAAGGGAACAGGAGUUCUCCCAUUGCUUCGGCAAGCUUCAUCACGACUCCCCGUAUGUGCACAGACUUGUUACCUGCAAAUUCACCAACAAGCUCUGGUAACCAACAAGUAGAAGAUGUAUACCAUGAAUAUGAAAGGGUGUGCGUUUGCGGGCAGGACUCGUCGAAGUCGAGCACCCGUGCGAACCAAGGAACGAGUCAGGGAAUCUCCUUGACCAAGACGAAGUCGACGUCGGAAAACGAUCAGUCGCAUGUUUAUGAGAAUCCGUCCUUCGAUGAUAAGGAAUAUACUGAUCUUGAUUUCUCUCAAGUCAAGAAGGGCGGUGAUCCGACGAAGCCGACGUCCUCCGGUAAGGAAUAUACUGACCUUGAUUUCUCCAAGAUCGAGAAGGGUGGUGAUCCAACGAAGUCCUUUGACGGUAAGGAAGAUGUUGAUCCGGCCUAUGAAGUUUGUAUCAUAUAGAAUGUCAAUAAAAUAGAUUUUUCUGAAGUCUUUUACAAAAAUCGAAUUACAUCAAGAUAUACACUUGAAAUAUUUAUUGAAGACAGCCAUGGAGAUUAUCAUAACAACGAGAAUCACCUUAUGAAAUCAUUAUUUUUUUGCGUUAAAGAUUUAUUAAAAGUAUCUAUAAUGUUGGAGCACCAUCAAACCCGUUGAUUGGAAACAUAAUUCUCAUAAACAAAAUCACGUUAGCCUUUUGUUGUAAUACCUCAAAGACGUGUUUAAUGGAAGAUUCCAACUAGAGGGUAUUUUAUUCAAUAACCAGGGUGAACGAGACGAGUCAGUACAAUCCCUUUCUUUUGUAUCCUUUCAUUAAACGAAAUAGUUAUAAGAUAAAACAAGCUACUUGGUUAUAACUGAUACUGGAUUCUGAAAUCAUUAUCUUCAUGACUGGACCAUGAGUGACUAAUGGAUAUAGGAGUAAGUUUAUUUGUGGUUAUGAACUCAUACGAAUAAUAAGCGCAUGGCUUGCUUUAGUUUUCUCUAAUGACGAAGUGACUCUUUUAUGAAUAAUCCAGGGAAUAAUCCUUCUUGUUAGCGCUAAGUCGCUUUCUUUUUGUAUAUUAAUACCUAGUGUUGUUGAUCCUUUAUUUUUAUCGAGAGAUUAUUUAAUGAAAUGGUCGUGAGGAAUGGUGCCACAUUCCUGUAAUUGUUGACAACUCCUGAAAAGGGUCUGUGGCCCUGAGAUUUAGCACAUAUACGAUUAUACGUAGACAUUUUUUUUCUCCCUUUUGUAGUAGUAACUGCAGUUUUGGUCUGUGAUUGAAUUUCAAAGUGAAAGGUUUGAGAGGGCAAUUUAUAUUCAAGUGAUAUAUGCAUGUUUGUACUUAAAACAAUCUCUUUUAAUGAUUUUAUAUUUUGAUUCGUUUGACUUCGUCAUGAUUUCGUACUCUCUUUUGUUUUCAAAUUGGUAUUAAAUGUGUUGAUGGAUGAGCAAAUAAAAUGAUGGGAUUUCUAUUUUUAGGUGGAUGAUAUCCAAUAAUUGCUGUUUGUUACAAUUUACAAUUUACGAAUUGCAAAUUUACUUUGUUUUGACAUGUAUAUAUUCAUAUAUUGUUCAAACACAGAGGGAAACACAAACAAUAGUACAGGUUACAGGUUUUAAUUUAAAGAACAAGUACAGGACAACAUAAACUAUACAAUGAAGACAAAUUACAUAACAUACAACACUGAAACAUAAAAUGUGCAUAACAAGUUUUUGUGUAACAAAUUGGAAAAUCAUUACUAUAAUGAUGAUGAUGAUGAUGAUGAUGAU
Strongylocentrotus purpuratus (purple sea urchin) is the source of this 1858-nucleotide messenger RNA. RefSeq lists its product as uncharacterized. Lineage: Eukaryota; Metazoa; Echinodermata; Echinoidea; Camarodonta; Strongylocentrotidae. The transcript has 2 exons. The record is from RefSeq and is a predicted model, not a curated record. The coding region runs from base 61 to 564 and encodes 167 amino acids.